AUGCCGGAAACCACCAACGGCCGGCCACAGGCCAACGGCAAGGUCUCAUAUGCCGAGAAGUACAAUAUUGCGGACCACUUCAUUGGAGGCAACCGCUUGGAGAAUGCGCCUGCGAGCAAGGUCAAGGACUUUGUCGCCCAGAACGGAGGUCACACCGUCAUCACAAACGAAUUGCAAUUGCCAGACACUGACAUUCUGGGACACCCCACCCUGCAGGUUUUGAUUGCCAACAACGGUAUUGCAGCCGUCAAGGAAAUUCGCUCCGUGCGAAAAUGGGCCUACGAAACGUUCGGCGACGAGAGGGCUAUUCAUUUCACUGUCAUGGCCACCCCGGAUGAUCUGGAGGCCAACGCCGACUACAUUCGCAUGGCAGAUCACUACGUGGAGGUUCCCGGAGGCACAAACAACCACAACUAUGCCAACGUGGAAUUGAUUGUGGACAUUGCCGAGCGCAUGAACGUCCACGCCGUGUGGGCUGGAUGGGGUCACGCCUCCGAAAACCCGAAGCUGCCCGAGUCGCUGGCAGCAUCACCCAAGAAGAUUGUCUUCAUCGGACCUCCGGGAUCGGCUAUGCGAUCGCUCGGUGACAAAAUCUCCUCCACAAUUGUCGCCCAGCACGCAGAUGUGCCUUGUAUCCCCUGGUCGGGAACUGGUGUCGACGAUGUCGAGGUUGACGAUAACGGCAUUGUCACAGUUCCCGAUGAUGUGUAUUCGAAAGGUUGCGUACAGUCGUGGGAGGAGGGUCUUGUCAAGGCCAAGGAGAUUGGCUUCCCUAUCAUGAUCAAGGCCUCAGAAGGUGGUGGUGGUAAGGGUAUCCGAAAGGCCCUGGGCGAGGAGGGCUUCGAGGCGCUGUACAAGGCUGCCGCGAGCGAGAUUCCCGGAUCCCCCAUCUUCAUUAUGAAGCUGGCUGGCAAUGCCAGGCAUUUGGAGGUCCAACUUCUGGCUGAUCAGUACGGACACAACAUUUCUCUCUUCGGCAGAGAUUGUUCCGUUCAGAGACGUCACCAGAAGAUUAUCGAAGAAGCACCCGUCACAAUUGCCAAGGCCGACACAUUCAAGGCCAUGGAGGAUGCGGCCGUCCGUCUGGGUAAACUGGUCGGUUACGUUUCCGCCGGUACUGUCGAGUACUUGUACUCGCACGCCGACGACAAGUUCUAUUUCCUCGAGCUCAACCCUCGUCUGCAGGUCGAGCAUCCCACCACUGAAAUGGUGAGCGGUGUAAAUCUGCCCGCAGCUCAGCUCCAGAUUGCCAUGGGUCUCCCUUUGCAUCGAAUCCGUGAUAUCAGACUCCUCUACGGCGUCGACCCCAAAACCUCGGGCGAAAUCGAUUUCGAGUUCAAGAACGAGGGUACCUCACUCACACAGCGCCGCCCCACCCCCAAGGGCCACACAACCGCCUGCCGUAUCACCUCGGAGGAUCCUGGUGAGGGUUUCAAGCCUUCCAACGGUGUGAUGCACGAGCUCAACUUCAGGAGUAGUUCCAACGUUUGGGGUUACUUCUCCGUUGGUACUCAGGGUGGAAUCCACAGUUACUCAGACAGUCAGUUUGGUCACAUCUUCGCCUACGGUGAGAACCGUGCUGCUUCGCGAAAGCACAUGGUUGUCGCUCUCAAGGAAUUGAGCAUUCGUGGUGAUUUCAAGACCACCGUCGAAUAUCUCAUCAAGCUUCUUGAGACCGAGGAUUUCGAGGAGAAUACCAUCUCCACAGGCUGGCUGGAUGAGCUCAUUUCCAAGCGUCUCACUGCCGAGCGCCCUGACAGCAUGCUCGCUGUUGUUUGCGGUGCCAUCACCAAGGCCCACAUUGAGAGCGAGGAGUGCAUGUCCCUCUACCGCGCCGGUCUUGAGAAGGGCCAGGUUCCUCCCACUCAGAUGCUCAAGACGACUUUCAACAUUGAUUUCAUCUACGACGGGUACAGGUACAAGUUCACUGCUACGCGCUCUAGUACUGAUGCCUAUCACCUGUUCAUCAAUGGAUCCAAGUGCACCGUUGGUGUCCGUGCCCUGAGAGAUGGUGGUCUCCUCAUCCUUCUCGACGGCCACAGUCACAACGUCUACUGGAAGGAGGAAGUCGGUGCCACCCGUCUCUCCGUCGAUUCCAAGACCUGCCUGCUGGAGCAGGAGAACGACCCCACCCAGCUGCGAACUCCUAGCCCUGGCAAGCUCGUCAAGUACUCUGUUGAGAACGGCGCUCAUAUCAAGGCUGGCCAGACCUACGCGGAAGUUGAGGUCAUGAAGAUGCACAUGCCUCUGGUCGCCCAGGAGGACGGUAUUGUGCAGCUCAUCAAGCAGCCCGGAACUGGUCUUGAGGCUGGUGAUAUUCUGGGUAUACUCGCCCUGGAUGACCCUAGCCGUGUUAAGCAGGCCCAGCCCUUCGUUGGCAAGCUCCCCGAGUAUGGCGACCCGGUUGUCGUUGGUACCAAGUCUGCCCAGCGCUUCACCCUUCUUCACAACAUUCUUGUCAAUAUUCUUCAGGGUUUCGAUAACUCUGUUAUCAUGGCAGUCACACUCAAGGAGCUCAUCGAAGUCCUCCGCAACCCUGACCUUCCCUACAGCGAGUGGAAUGCUCAGUUCUCUGCUCUCCACUCCCGCAUGCCCCAGAAGCUUGAUGCCGCCUUUAGCCACAUCAUCGAGAGAGCCAAGGCCCGUCACACCGAGUUUCCUUCCAAGGCCUUGAGCAAGACUUUCGCCAAGUUCCUCGAGGACAGCGUUGCUCCUGCCGAUGUUGACACUCUCAAGACUACUCUUGAGCCUCUCACCAACAUCACCAACCAGUAUGCGGAUGGCCAGAAGGCCCGAGAGCUCAGUGUUAUCCAGAACCUUCUUGAGCAGUACUGGGAUGUCGAGAAGCUGUUCAUGGACCAGCGCCAGGACGAGACUGUUAUCCUGAAACUGCGUGAUCAGCACAAGGAGGAGAUGGCCAAAGUUGUCCAGACCGUGCUCUCACACAGCCGUGUCAGCGCCAAGAGCUCACUUCUCCUGGCUAUUCUGGAAGAGUAUCGCCCCAACAAGCCCAACGUCGGCAACAUCGCCAAGUACUUGCGCGAGACCCUCCGCAAGCUGACCGAGCUCCAGUCAUCUCGACCUACCUCCAAGGUGUCGCUUAAGGCCCGUGAGAUCAUGAUCCAGUGCGCCCUGCCUUCCAUGGAAGAGAGAACCUCCCAGAUGGAGCACAUUCUCCGAUCCUCAGUUGUCGAUUCUACCUAUGGUGAGACGGGAUGGGAGCACCGAGAGCCCAACCUGGACGUGAUCAAGGAGGUUGUUGACUCCAAGUAUACCGUUGUGGAUGUCUUGACCCUGUUCUUCGCACACGAGGACCCCUAUGUCGCGAUUGCGGCUCUCGAGGUCUAUGUUCGCCGCGCCUACCGAGCGUACGUCCUGAAGAAGAUUGAGUAUCACGCUGACGAGAUUGAUGCUCCUCAGUAUCUCUCCUGGGACUUCAACCUGCGCAAGAUUGGCCAGUCCGAGUUCGGGCUUCCUCUGCUGUCAACUGGCCCUUCAGGUCCCCCAACACCCGGCGAUGCCGACCCUCUCCGCCUGGAGGCUAUUGGACGUAUUCGAUCAGUUAGUGACAUGUCUUACAUGACUGCCAAGAUAACUGAGGAGCCCAACCGCAAGGGUGUUAUCAUCCCCUGCAAGUAUCUCGAGGAUGCUGAAGAGCUUCUGCCCAAGGCCUUGGAGACUCUGGGCUACGCCCAGAAGCAGGCCAAGUCAACCAACCGCGGCCUUGUUAGUGAGCUCGCUCGCCAGCGAAAUCCCUCUGUCGCUGGCAGCCUCAAGGUUCACACUGGAGAGCUCUCAGCUGUUGUCAACGUUGCAGUCAGAGAUGCUGAGGCUACCAAUGAUCAGGAGACCCUUGACCGCCUCAACUCCCUGAUUGCUCCGUUCAAGGAAGAUUUGCUAUCUCGUGGCGUUCGCCGCUUGACCUUCAUCUGUGGAAAUAGCGACGGAUCUUACCCUCGCUACUACACAUUCCGUGGUCCCGAGUACAAUGAGGAUGACAGUAUUCGUCACAUGGAGCCUGCCCUGGCCUUCCAGCUGGAACUGGCCCGCCUUGCCAAGUUCAAUAUCAAGCCUGUAUUCACGGAAAACAAAAACAUCCACGUUUACGAGGCCCUUGGCAAGACUGUCGACACCGACAAGCGAUACUUCACACGUGCCGUCAUUCGCCCUGGCCGUCUCCGUGAUGAGAUCCCUACCGCCGAGUACCUGAUAUCCGAGGCCGAUCGUGUUGUCAACGAUAUUUUCGAUGCUCUGGAGAUCACUGGCAACAACGGUUCCGAUCUGAACCACAUCUUCAUGAACUUCACCCCUGUCUUCCAGCUUCACCCUCGCGAUGUUGAGCAGAGUCUGCAGGGCUUCUUGGACCGCUUCGGAAUCCGUGCUUGGAGACUGCGUGUGGCUCAGGUCGAAAUCCGCAUUAUCUGCACUGACCCCCAGACCGGCACUCCUUACCCUCUCCGUGUUAUCAUUACCAACACCUCUGGUUUCAUUGUUGAUGUCGACUUGUAUGCCGAGCGCAAGUCGGAGAAGGGCGAGUGGGUUUUCCAGAGCAUUGGCGGUACCAAGGACAAGGGUCCUAUGCACCUGAUGGCUGUUUCCACCCCAUACGCCACCAAGAACUGGCUGCAGCCCAAGCGAUACAAGGCCCAUCUUAUGGGAACCCAGUACGUUUACGAUUUCCCCGAGCUCUUCCGUCAAGCUAUCCAGAACUCUUGGGCCAAGGCCGUCGAGAAGCAGCCUUCCCUGGGUCCCCAGCAGCCCAAGACUGGUGAGUGCCUCGCCUUCACCGAGCUUGUCCUCGAUGACAAGGACAACUUGGAAGAGGUCAACCGUGAACCUGGAACCAACUCUUGCGGUAUGGUCGGUUGGAUUUUCCGUGCUCGUACCCCUGAGUACCCUGGCGGACGUCGCUUCAUUGUCGUUGCCAACGACAUUACCUACAAGAUUGGUUCUUUCGGUCCUAAGGAGGAUAACUUCUUCCACAAGUGCACCGAACUCGCUCGCAAGCUUGGUAUCCCUCGCAUUUACCUCUCCGCCAACUCUGGUGCCCGCCUGGGCUUGGCUGAAGAGUUGAUGCCUCACUUCAAGGUUGCAUGGAACGAUGCCGCCAAGCCAGAUGCUGGUUUCCGUUACCUGUAUCUGGAUGAGGAGACAAAGACUCGGUUCGAGCAUUCCGUUAUUACCGAGGAGGUUUCCGAGGGGGGUGAGAAGCGAUUCAAGAUUGUCACUGUUGUUGGAAAGGAGGAUGGCCUGGGUGUCGAGUGCUUGCGAGGCUCUGGUCUGAUCGCCGGUGCUACCAGCCGAGCGUACAACGACAUCUUCACCGUCACCCUCGUCACUUGCCGUUCAGUUGGUAUUGGUGCCUACCUUGUUCGUCUCGGCCAGCGUGUCGUCCAGAUCGAGGGCCAACCCAUUAUCCUGACAGGUGCCCCUGCCCUGAACAACCUGCUCGGUCGUGAAGUCUACACUUCCAACCUGCAGCUUGGUGGCACCCAGAUCAUGUACCGCAACGGUGUCUCUCACAUGACUGCAAACGACGAUUUCGCUGGUGUAUCCAAGAUUGUUGAGUGGAUGUCGUUCGUACCUGACAAGCGCAACAACCCCGUUGCCCUGAGCCCCGUCAUUGAUGAGUGGGAUCGUGAUGUCAUCUACACCCCUCCCCAGAAGCAGCCGUAUGAUGUUCGCUGGUUGAUUAGUGGUAAGACUGAGGAUGAUGGAAGCUUCCAGAGCGGUCUCUUCGACAAGGACUCCUUCGUCGAGGCUCUUGGCGGCUGGGCUCGUACCGUUGUGGUUGGUCGUGCUCGUCUCGGUGGUAUCCCCCUGGGUGUCAUUGCUGUCGAGACUCGCACGGUCGAGAACAUCACCCCUGCCGACCCUGCCAACCCUGACUCUAUCGAGCAGGUCGGCCAGGAGGCUGGUGGUGUCUGGUACCCCAACUCUGCCUUCAAGACUGCUCAGGCUAUCAACGACUUCAACAAUGGUGAGCAGCUGCCUUUGAUGAUCCUUGCCAACUGGCGUGGUUUCUCUGGCGGUCAGCGCGACAUGUACAACGAGGUUCUCAAGUACGGUUCGUUUAUUGUCGACGCCCUCGUCAAGUAUGAACAGCCCAUCUUCAUCUACAUUCCUCCCUUCGGUGAGCUGCGUGGUGGAUCAUGGGUCGUCGUCGAUCCCACCAUCUCCCCAGACACCAUGGAGAUGUAUGCUGAUGAGGAGGCUCGUGGUGGUGUCCUGGAGCCUGAGGGCAUCAUCGGCAUCAAGUACCGCAAGGACAAGCAGCUGGCAACCAUUGCCCGCCUGGAUGAGACCUACGCCAGCCUCAAGAAGCAGCUCGAGAACAAGAAUCUCACCGCCGAAAAGUCUGAAGAGAUUAAGAAGCAGAUGACUGAGCGUGAGAAGCAGCUGCUGCCCAUCUACGCCCAGAUUGCUGCCCAGUACGCUGACCUCCACGACCGUGCUGGACGUAUGAAGGCCAAGGGUGUCAUUCGUGAGCAGCUUGAGUGGAUCAACGCCCGCCGCUUCUUCUACUGGCGUCUGCGCCGAAGACUCAACGAGGAGUUCGUCCUCAGGAAGAUGUCCACCAGCGCCCUGGCUCCUGUCGCCAACCAGAGCACUGCUCAGAAGAGCCAGCAACGCGCCCAGAACCUGCACCUCCUGAAGAGCUGGUCUGGCAUCAAUGACUGGGAGAAGAACGAUCAGGCUGUAUCCGAGUGGUACGAGUCUGAGAGGAAGAAGAUCGGAGAGAAGGUCGAGGCGCUCAAGAACGAGCACCUUGCCGAGGAAGUUGCCACAUUGGUUCGCGACAACAAGCGUGCCGGAUGGAAGGGUGUGAGAGAUGCUCUGAGAGUGAUGCCCGUGGAGGAGCGGGACGAGCUCUUCAAGUAUCUCAAGGGUUAA
Molecule: messenger RNA, 6894 nt
Organism: Clonostachys solani
Lineage: Eukaryota; Fungi; Ascomycota; Sordariomycetes; Hypocreales; Bionectriaceae
Source: the annotation of a GenBank genome assembly